Messenger RNA from Tripterygium wilfordii, 882 nucleotides. RefSeq lists its product as uncharacterized. The record is from RefSeq and is a predicted model, not a curated record. NCBI's taxonomy places the organism in Eukaryota, Viridiplantae, Streptophyta, Magnoliopsida, Celastrales, Celastraceae. Bases 1 to 882 code for a protein of 293 amino acids. The transcript is spliced from 4 exons.
AUGGAUAUUCCUUCACAUCCAGGCAACAACACAACUGAUAGUGGUGAUGAGUUUGAUGAGACUGAUGAUGAUGAUGAGUAUGAUGGGAUGGAUGAUACUGCAAUUUAUCAUCGGAGAAGACGGGCUGCAUAUUUUGAUAAGAUGCCGUGCAGGACAAAUAAAUUACAGGGUACGAAAUGGGUAGCUGAAAUUUUACAUGGAUACCCAGAUAGAUGCUACCAGACUUUUAGGAUGAAGAAAGAGAUUUUUCGAGACCUAUGUUAUCAACUAAGGGAUAAGUACAUGUUACGAACAAGUAACUACAUUCAAAUAUCAGAAAUAGUUGGGAUGUUCCUCUUCACAUUGGGCCACUGUGCAGGGAAUAGAUUAGUGCAGGAAUGUUUUCAGCAUUCUGGAGAAACAGUUAGCAGGAUGUUCCAUGAGGUAUUGCAUAGUGUGUACUUGUUAUCAGUGGACAUCAUUAAACCAUGGGAGAACCAAUUUGACAAAGUCCCAGUUAAGAUUAGGGGUGACCCAAAAUAUAGCCCCUUUAAAAAUUGUGUUGGUGCCAUCGAUGGAACACAUAUCCCAGCUGUGAUUCCUAAACCUGACAGAGGUCGAUUCAUUGGGAGGAAAGGCACAACGACCCAAAAUGUAAUGGCAGCGUGUGACUUUGAUAUGCUGUACAUAUUUGUGUCAGCUGGAUGGGAGGGAUCAGCACAUGAUGCACAUGUGUUCCAGGAUGCAAUUUCAACACCGGAAUUACGAUUUCCAAUGCCACCUCGAGGAAAGUAUUAUCUGGUUGAUGCGGGGUAUCCUAAUAGGACCGGUUUUCUUGCACCCUAUAAAGGUGAGAGGUUUCCUAUAUUGAGGAAGAUGCCAUCUAACCCCUAUGAAACCUAG